Messenger RNA from Trypanosoma theileri, 1959 nucleotides. RefSeq lists its product as uncharacterized. The record is from RefSeq and is a predicted model, not a curated record. The transcript has a single exon. NCBI's taxonomy places the organism in Eukaryota, Euglenozoa, Kinetoplastea, Trypanosomatida, Trypanosomatidae. Bases 1 to 1959 code for a protein of 652 amino acids.
AUGUGGCGACGUACAUUAUUUGAUUUCUCCUCCGGGCCACAACGGUGUUUACCUCCCGGUAUCUACAGCAGUCUAUACACUCAACAUGUAUACUUCUCUCAUCAACAACAACAACAACAACAAGGAAAAGAUAAAAAGAAGAAGAUAAUGAAGAAAGAAGAAAAAGUAUGGGGUUCAUAUCGUAUUAAUAGAGAUCCAAUAGCCGCCCAACGUCGAAAUGCCUUUCAAGAAUAUAUUCAUCAUAAAAAUGCGGAUUUUGUAGGAACAGAAUCCUCCAGAUUUAUCAAUUUCUCUGCAGUUUCAUCAAAUGCCUUUGGAUUUGUGGAGGAAAAAGAAGAGAAUAUUGCCCCUAAACGACACUUAUUAGAAACGAUUGAAGUACGCCCAACCAAGAGUAGUUUAUCUGAAGAUACCACAACUAUAAAAAGAGGAAAAAGUCGAAAAGAAGAAAAAGAAAAAGGAGAAAAAGGAGACAAUGAUGAUAAUAGUGAUAAUAGUGAUAGAUCUCAACAAUCUCAACAACAACAACAACAACGAGAACUAAACCCUUUAAGGCGAGGUCAGCGAGAUCUUCAACGGCUUCAACGUCGAGUUUCAAACUAUACACAUACAGUAAAGCAGCAACAAUUAAGGGAGGAAUAUCAACGGGCAUUACUUAUACUUGAUGAUAUUCUUACAGCUCUUCAGGGAAGUGUACCUUCUAACUCUAUAAAGAAAAGUAAUCGUUUAAAUUCAUUACAUCAAGAGAAACAAGGAUCUUUAUUAUCAGAGGCGGUACGUUUUGAACGUUUACAUCAACUUCGUGAUACAACGAGUCGAUUAACGACAGCACAUUUUAUUUUACUUUCUAAUAAAGAAAUAUUGGAAUUUCUUGAUCGUAUUGCUCAUAUCGUAUUCCUAGCUCAACAACCAAACAUUACUGCACAUGGAUAUAUUGUCCGACAAGCCGUACGGGCAUUAUUCCUUAAAGGUGAUAAUAAUAAUACUUCUUCUUCUACUCCGAAGAAGGAACCUUUUAUGGGUAUACAUUAUUAUAAUUUACUGCGAGUUAUGCUUUCUUUACCAUCAUCAGAGACGGUAGAAGUAUUUGAUGGAAAUAUUGCUAUUUCUUCUUCUUCUUCUUCGGAUGUCUCUUCAGUAUCUCUUGAAGAGUUUUGUGUGCGGCGAUUGUAUAAUAAUAAUAAUAAUAAUAAUAAUAAUAAUAAUAAUAAUAAUAAUAGUGGUUGUGAUGGCUUAUCAGAGUCAUUUCCCUUCUUACAUGAGAUUGGACCUUUUCGUGCUGUUCGUGUGAUUGCAUGGUGUCUACGCUGUAGUGAAUCCCCUUUACUUGCAGGCGAAAAAGGUGGAAUGUCGUUUACAAGAUCCUCUUCAUCAUCUCCACCGAUUAGUGCUUUGCGUAUUCCUUUUGGUGUUGGAAAAGAAUAUACACAAAGUGUAUUGUUAGCCUUUUCACCUCCUCGUCAUUCUUCUUCUUCUUCUUCUGAGAAGGAAAUAUCAUCAUCAUUAUCAACAUCAACACCAUUUCGAGUUAAUGACUUGGCGACUCUCUGUAGAGCGAUUGUAUUUUACGAAAUCACUACAAUGGAAGCCCUUGAGGUUCUCGUGCAGGCCGCUCCUAUGUGUGCAAUGUGUGUAGAUGAACUCUCUGGUCAUCAACUCAGUUGUGUGAUGUUGGCCUACGCGACACUUAAAUAUCAUGGGGAUUUAAGUCAACAUCCUAUUUCUCAUACAAACUCUACACUUUCACAAACUCAAGGAAAACGACAAGAGGGGAAUUUCUUUCUACACCUUGGGGCUCGUGCGGGAAUGUUGGGAGAGCGAUUACGUGAAGAUGAUGCCGCACGUGUACUCCGGGCGUUGGAUUUGACGGGAAUUGAACAUGAAGGACUGCGGCGAUCAUUAGAGUCUAGUAUGCGUAUGCGGGGAUUACAACAUCGAUCUUUGCUUGUGCGGGGAUAA